Molecule: messenger RNA, 2918 nt
Organism: Chilo suppressalis (striped riceborer)
Lineage: Eukaryota; Metazoa; Arthropoda; Insecta; Lepidoptera; Crambidae
Source: the annotation of a GenBank genome assembly
AUGAUAGGUGUUUUGAUAGGUAUUUUCCAAUACGAGUCUAAAAAAACUGUGACAAUUUUCAAGAGAAACGAGGACAACCGAUCUCUCGCAGUCCGCACCACGUCCGGCGGCGAGAUGUCGGUGAUGCAGAAGCGGCAGCACUGCUACCUGUGCGACUUGCCCCGCAUGCCAUGGGCGAUGUUGCACGAAUUUUCAGAAGCCGUUUGCCGAGGUUGCGUCAACUAUGAAGGUGCGGAUCGCAUCGAAGUAGUACUAGAUACUGCUAGACAAUUGAAACGUGCCCACGGUUUCCAAGAAGGCCGUGGGCCCUCGCAUGCAAAGGGAGCGCAUCGUGCUCCUUUAGAAGCUCAUCAAAAUGGUGCUGAAACGGCCGCUAGAGGACAACCGGCUCCACCAGCUCACCACGCGCCCUCAACUGGAUUUACUCUGCACCAUGCGCGGCCAACAGCCAGCGCUGGUCUCUUAGCAGAAUAUGGUGGACGACGAGAAGAACAUGAGGGUCGACGGCUAGCGCACUUACCUACGCACCACUUACCAACACACGGUGGCGCUCGCCUGGCACCUGCUCUCACUCUGAAGCGGCCACUUGAUGACGAUGAUCAUCAAAAUCACCACGAACCCGCUAAAAGGCUUUUAGAAGAGCAUUCUAGACCUCCUCUAACUCGCGGUGAUUCGCUUCCUGCAGUAUCUUUGGCGGCUCCGUUCGCCCCAGCAGAUCGCGUAUUCAAGCAAGAAAAACAUCCAAUGCGCACACCAUCUUUUGAUGCAUCUUCUUUCAAAUCGAAUGGUUAUGGUAGCAGUGCAUCAUUGACAAAUGGUUCUGCAAACUCCCCACUGGGUCGAUCGGCAGGGUCUCCUCCUGUCACUGGUGCCAGUGGAGUGGGUGCGGGGGGCGCCGGCCCUUCUCCAAUGGCGGCACUCAUGUCCGUAGCAGACACACUACCUCCGGGCUCGCCUCGCUCUGCGGGUGGCUCUCCACCACAACCUCCGCCACAGCGUUCGAAUAGUCGCUCGAGCCAACACUCUCCUAAUUCCUCAGGCUCAAAUGGCGGGCGGCGGUCGUCGGGCUCGCGACACGUGUCGUCGACUACGUCGGUGUCGUCGACAGAGGCGGGUGACGGCACUGACGCGGCAGCGCCAGCGCCAACCCCGCUGCUGAAGUGCACGCUCUGCCAGGAGCGUCUCGAAGAUACCCACUUCGUUCAAUGCCCCAGCCAACCACACCACAAGUUCUGCUUUCCCUGCUCCCGAGAUUCUAUCAAGAGACAACAAGGAUCAGAGGUGUACUGUCCGAGCGGAGAAAAAUGCCCAUUGGCCAAUUCAACAGUGCCAUGGGCGUUCAUGCAGGGUGAGAUAGCGACGAUUCUCGGUGAGGAAUUCAAGCCGAAGAAGGAGCGGGAGACCUAGGGCAGCGCAGCGCCGCCCCGACUAUACCUCUUGUCCCUCUCGCUGUGAAGAGCGCGGGAGCAGUAGCCGCGGCACGAGGCCGCAAGCGCGACGCGCGCGGCUCCGCGGCGCAACAGGCCGGCGCCUGCCGCCCACACCGACACUGUAUAUACUUUGUAAAUAGAUUAUUAUCGUUAGCUCGCUCGCCGAUGCCGUCCGCCAGCGCGCGACCUAUCCUCGCCGAGGCGAGCAUUUUGUACGGAGGGUCGGCUCCGUGGCCGCCGAUUUUUAGGCGAUUUUGUCUAGUUUUCCGCCUCGUCCGGUUGUACAUAUCCGCUUAGAAGUCGCGUGCGGCAUCGUCUGCGGGACGGUGUGUCGGUCCGAUCUCUUUCUGGAGUCGUUGUUUCGAGGACAGAACAUCGCUUCGCCUCGCGAGUGGUGUUUCUUCGGAUGCCAUUUCUUAGUUACCUUUAGGUCCCUAACCAUAGUGAACAUGGCAUUUAUUUAUGUGAUCCUUGUAUACUGUACGAGUAUUAUACGAUAUACGAUCAUGACAUUAUGUAGCCGAAAGUACUGAUUGUAAAAACAUAGUUUUGGAUCGCGUCGGAUAACCGUCGCACCAUGUACAGAUCUUAGCUCCUUAUAUAUUUGUAUUUUUUGCAUACGACGCGUACUAAAUAUACUUAUUUUACAAUGAAGCGAUUUAUUCAGAGUGGCUCGAGUUCCGUUACUGUCUUACAUUCGACGACAAAUUUCGACUCUUUAGAAUUAUUUAUUCCUCGUGGAUACGAUCGUUCUGUUUAUAUUGGAAAUCGUUCGAAAUGGUAUUUUUUGGUAAUUUGAAUGUAUAUGAAGUUGAGUUGAGUUGAUUAUUUUGUAAGGGUAAGUUAUCUGUAAGCGCGUUACGGAUGUUGGUAGCGCUGGAGCCUCUGACUGGCGCGGGUGGUGCCGCAUGCCCCACAGCCUGCAGUCAGUGACCGCGACCGCCUGCAGUCAGUGAGAGGCCGCGUGCAGGAUAGGCUGCAGUAUUAGCGAGAUCGCUUUACAUACGCUGGGAGCGUACCUAGUCAUUUUGUGAAAUGUCAAAUUGUCAGAACCGCGAUAACGCGGCCGUUAUAGGAACUCUUAAAACUCGCUGCUAUAUUUGUAUAAAGUCAAGUAAUUAUCAUUAUAUAAUUGUCAUUAUAUUAAUGUUAAACAGUUGGUAGUGUGUGUCAAUUUCGAAGGCUAUCAGAGGAAAGCCAUACAGCUUGGGUAUUGCUUUCGCAUUUUUGAUGAUAUUGUUUGUUUCUUUUCAAUUAUUUUAUUUGAUAACUGUUGUAUUGUCUUAAUUGUAGAUUGAUCUCACUGUGACGUUUGGAUGGUUCAACGUUCAAAUGUUGCGGGAGGGUUUCUUGCGCAUUUCUCACAUGAGAUAAUUUCGUAUCUUCUGCAUUACUUAAACGAGUAGCGAAAUGAUAAACAUGUGUAAAUCGAGACUUGAUGUCUUUAAACGGUACAUAAUUAGAACAUUCAAUUAAAUUGACAUGUCC